CCUCCUCCUCCUCCUCCUCCUCCGCCAUGCCUGGAGGCGGCCGCCGGGGCCUCGGAGGCGCCGCGGCGCUGCUGCGGGGCGGGGCGCUCUGCCUCCUCGCCUCGGCGGCGUGCGGCCGGCUCUGGGCCUCCGCGCCGCGGGGGCCCCCCUUGGGGGGGGCGCUGGCCGCGGCCUCGGCGGCGCUGCUCGUCGCGGCCUGGGCCGUCUUGGCGCCGCGGCGCUCUGCCGAGGAUACCGGGGCGCCGCCGGCCGCGGCCGAGGCGGGCCCCGCCUGCCGCGCCGAGCCUCGCGUGGCCGAGAGCGGCGGAGCCGCUGCGCCGCUGGCGCACGGCGGCGCACCGCUCCGCGCCCGGUACAGCGACACGGCCCUGUUCGUCGGCGCCCUGGCGAGGAUCGGAUCCACGCGGUGGGGCCGGAGGGCCCCGAGCCGCCUCCAGCGGCGGCCGCGGGGCGCCACCGGGAGAUCGCCGCGGCCUUGGAGGCGCUGCGUCGGGCGGCCGCGGGCAUCCCGACCGAGGGCGCGGCGAUGGAGCCCUUGGACGACCCCUUCGUCGGGCGGCUCCUGGUCGCCACGGACUUCGAAGUGGCCAGGGCUGUGGACCUGGCCAACACGUACGCCGCCUUCCGCAGGGCCUGGGGCGGCUUCCGCGCCCCGGGCCCGGAGGCCGCCGGCGGAGGGGCCUUCCUGCUGCCCUGCGAGGACCGCCUGGGGCGCCCGGUGCUGCUCAUACGGGGGAGGCACGUGGACGCGCAGGCGCCCGUUCACGUGCUGCAGCGGCAGUUCCGGGCGUACAUGGACGCGAUCAUCGUCCACCUGCUGCAGAGGAGGCCGGAGCUAGCCGCGACCAACCCGCUGGAGCAGUACGUCUGCGUCAUCGACGCGGCAGGUGCUGGGUGGGCGAACGUGUCCACGGAGUUCUUCCGCAUGCUGGUCAGUGAGACUGACAGGCACUACCCGGACAGGCUGCAAGAGGUGAUCGUCCUCGGAGUGAACGCCACAGUUCGCACGAUCUGGAGGGUCGCGGCCGGAUCCGGCAUUGUCCACCCGCGGUCGCAGAAGAAGGUGAGGAUGGUCGCGCCAGAGAAGGUCGAGGCUGUCAUGCGGGGGCUGGUGCCAGAGCAAACGCUGCCAGCUGACUACGGCGGGCGCGCGCCGGCGCUGGGGAACCCAGCCCUCCUCGGAGAUGGCCUCUCGGCUCAGCACGUGGGCGCCCUGGCCUCGGCGAUCUGGCAGGGCCAGCCAAGCGCACAGAAGCCCGCGACGUCUUCUUCGACCACAGACGACUGUGCCGAGAUCUGCUCCCUCAGCUCCGGCUCGUCCAGCAGCAGCCACGCCCCAGCGCGGAGGCGACCGUCGGUCUGGACGGCCCAGGCCCGGCGCGGAGGGUUCUGCUUGGGGGGCGUGCUUGCGGGACUGCGCGGCACCUGCAGCCCUUGCGCGAAUCUGCGCUUGCUCAGGACGCUGUCCAAAGGCCAGCGCCAGUGAGGAGGGUCACUUCAGGGUAGGGGGACACGCCCGACCUGACGGUAGGUGCGCCAAGAAUUGGGAUGUGCAUGGUCUGCUAUGACCCGCGCAGGGCACAGGCCGCCCACGACGGAUCGGAAGGUUUUUUUUCUUAACGCACGCAGGGGUCGACCUUGGGAGCCCGCCGGGCUGCCGGCGACCCCUGGCCUUUUUCGCCUGUCCAUCCGCCCUUUCGCCCUCCUCUUCCCCCCCCCCUUCCAUCGUCCUCUGGCCAGUCAUCGGCCACCCUGCGAGGGC
Prorocentrum cordatum is the source of this 1762-nucleotide messenger RNA. The record is from the annotation of a GenBank genome assembly. NCBI's taxonomy places the organism in Eukaryota, Dinophyceae, Prorocentrales, Prorocentraceae.